CUUCCGGCGAGGGUGACGGAGCGAUGGAGGAUGAUCGGUGGCCGGAGCGGGAGCGGGAGCUGAAUCCGCCGCCAUCGGCCGCUGUGGGCGCUGGUGAAAGGAAACGACCGAGGGAAGGAAGGCGGAGGGCGAGAGAUCGGUUUUCUGUGCGGGCCCAGCCCAUGGAGCAGGCGGUGGACAGUGCGGGCAGCGCCGACUCUAGCGGCGCGGACACGGGCGGGGAGUCGGCCGCGGACAGCGGGAGUCCCCCAUGUGGCGAUUACCCCGCCGCCACUGCCCCCUACCCGGGGGAGGAUCGGGACAAGUCGCUGACCGGUGGCCUGGGCCGGUGGGGAGAGAGCGCCGGGGAGGACUCGGCGGCAGACAGCCGGUGCUCGGACGGUGCGGAGACUGGCAGCAACAGCUCGCCGGCCAGCAGCGACGGGGAAACUGCAGAGGAAUCGGCGGCUGGCAGCACGGGAGCCGGCGAUGAGACCGGAGAGGACUCGCCGCCUGGUGGGGCGCUGGCGGCCUGCGUUCUGGCCCGGCGCGGUGUGGGGAAUCGGUCGGCAGCCGUUCGUCCACAUCCCCCUAUGGAGCAGUCGGCUGCUGCCCCGUGCGGCUGGGACUUGGGGCAGCCGGCAAGUGCCGCCCCGUCUGACUUUGGGCCGCCGGGGGCCAACGGCCUCGGUGCUGGCGCGGCUGCGGUUGAACCGGCGGGUGCCGCUCGUGGGCCGACGUCCCAGAGUCAGGCCCCCUACAAUGGCGACGGGGAGCGUUGUAGCCCUCGUCGGCCUGCGGCGCUCGAACCGGACCAAACCCCCAUCCCCCCGUAUCACCGCGGCGCCGAGAUGGAGACGGGCGUUCCCGGCGUGGGGAGGGGGCAGCCCAGCCCUCGCGGGGGUUAUGGCACGGCCUCGGACCUGCCGUUGUACGGCGGGCCGGCGGAGCAGACGGGGCCGGGCCAGACUUUGGGGGAAACCAACGGCGCCGAGUACACAGCGGCGGCGGAACAGGGCGACCUGGGGCCGGCCGGCGGCGAAUACCAGCUGCCAGAGGCCGAGGACGCCGCGCCCCCCUACCCUGCCGACUUCGAGAAGUACUGGAAGAUUGUGGAGGACAAUCCGUACGAUUUCACCGGAUGGACGUACGUGCUCCAGUACGUGGAGCAGGAGAAUCACGUCUGGGCCGUGAGGAGGGCGUUCGACUCCUUCUUCACUCGCUACCCCUACUGCUACGGCUACUGGAAGAAGUACGCGGACAUCGAGAAGCGACUGGGCUUCGCCAAAGAGGCGGAGGAGGUAUACCAGCGGGGACUGCAGUCCAUCCCCCUCAGUGUGGAUCUGUGGGUCCACUAUAUCGUUUUCCUGCAGGAAAUCCUUGAGCCCACCGGCCCUGACACCUCGGUCAAACUACGGAGCGUGUUCGAGAUGGCGCUGGCUGCCGCUGGCACCGACUUCCGUUCCGACCGACUGUGGGACAUGUACGUGAGCUGGGAGAAGGAGCAGGGGCGGCUGAAGGCCGUCACCGCCAUUUAUGACCGGCUACUCUGCAUCCCCACUCAGCUGUACAGCCACCACUUUGAGAAGUUUAAGGAGCACGUGCAGGGCUACUCGCCGAAGGACGUUCUCUCCACGGACGAGUUCCUGCGGCUGCGCUCGGAGGUGGUGACCAGCCUGGCGGCGGCGGAGGCCGACAUCGACGAGGGCCCCCCCGGGGACGACCCCCCUCCGGGGGUGGGGACCAGGGACCAGGAGAAGGCCGACAAGGAGCUGGAGAAGAUCCGAGCCCACCUGGAGGCCACUCGGCAGGAGACGUACCUCGUGAACGAAGUGGAAGUCAGCAAGCGGUGGCACUUCGAGGAGUCGAUCAAGCGGCCCUACUUCCACGUCAAGCCCCUAGAGAGGGUCCAGCUGAAGAACUGGAAGGACUACCUGGACUUCGAGAUGACCAACGGCACCAACGAACGUGUUCUGGUAUUGUUUGAACGCUGUGUGAUCGCCUGUGCUCUGUACGAGGACUUCUGGAUCAAGUAUGCCAAGUAUCUGGAGCACCACAGUGUGGAGGCUGUCCGCAAUGUCUUCCAGAGGGCUUGCAUGGUCCACUUGCCCAAGAAGCCCACCCUGCAUCUCCUGUGGGCUGCCUUCGAGGAACAGCAAGGUGACAUCAAGGAGGCCCGUCGCAUCCUGAAGACCUUCCAGCUGGUGGUGCCGGGCAUGGCCAUGGUGCUCCUGAGGAGGGUGAGCUUGGAGCGGCGCAGCGGCGAGCUGGUGCAGGCGGAGACGCUGCUGCGGGAGGCGGUGGAGCUGCACCAGGGCACGCCACUCUCAUCCUUCUUCGCCAUCAAGCUCUCCCGCCAGCUGCUGAAGGUGCAGAAGAACCUGGCCAAGGCCCGCAAGGUUCUUCUCGAAGCCAUCGACGGAGACAAGGAGAACGUUAAGCUUUACCUCAACCUGUUGGAGCUGGAAUUCAGCUGCGAUGUCCGACUCAACGAGAGUAACAUCCUCCACUGCUUUGAGCAGGUGCUCCUCAGCUCCCUGCCUCUGGAGAUCAAAAUCAUCUUCUCCCAGCGAAGAGUCGAGUUCCUGGAGGAUUUCGGCUGCAGUGUGCGCAGUUUGCUCCACGCCUACGAUGAACACCAGAAACUCCUCAAGCAGAACUCGAACAAGAAGCGCGCGGCGGAGAACGGGUGA
Messenger RNA from Amblyraja radiata (thorny skate), 2672 nucleotides. RefSeq names its product pre-mRNA-processing factor 39-like. Gene Ontology annotation, biological process: mRNA 5'-splice site recognition; RNA processing. Bases 24 to 2672 code for a protein of 882 amino acids. The record is from RefSeq and is a predicted model, not a curated record. NCBI's taxonomy places the organism in Eukaryota, Metazoa, Chordata, Chondrichthyes, Rajiformes, Rajidae. The transcript has 12 exons. Gene Ontology annotation, cellular component: U2-type prespliceosome; U1 snRNP; commitment complex. Gene Ontology annotation, molecular function: pre-mRNA 5'-splice site binding; protein binding.